This is a messenger RNA of Ornithodoros turicata, 777 nucleotides long. RefSeq lists its product as uncharacterized. Lineage: Eukaryota; Metazoa; Arthropoda; Arachnida; Ixodida; Argasidae. The record is from RefSeq and is a predicted model, not a curated record. Bases 54 to 710 code for a protein of 218 amino acids. The transcript is spliced from 5 exons.
GUGUCUCCGCAGCCUGGACCCGGCCGGCGCCUUCCAAACGCCGUUUCAGUGCCAUGGAAUUGCUUCGAGUGGGCUCUCUUCUAUUCGUCUUCGCAUUGCAUGCAGCCAGGUGCGAAUCUGGUUGUGAGCCGGAAAUACCGGGACGCUGCUUUCAAGACUUCCUUCUGUCCAUCGAUGGUGUACUUCAGGCCCACACCAAGGCGCCUCCCGGAGGAAUCCAUGGACAAGUGAAGGCACUCUGCAGGUCAGUGCACGAGGCCACGCAGUGCGAGGAUGAUGUCCUGGAUGACUGCAGUGUCGAAGGCGCCACCUUCGAGCACUGGAAAGAAGCCUUCGAAACAAUCCACAACGCUGCCUGCAACAAAGACUCUUCACUCUUUCGAAGCGUCAUCAAAGAACAUGAAUGCUGGGACAUGUCGACCUUCCUCAGCUGCGCCUCGAACGUCACGGGAAUCUGGAACAUGGAAGAUCUCGCUCCUCUGGAAACGCAUCAAUGCAUGACCGUGGAAGACUCGCUGCACGGAUGCGUUGACAAGGCCUACAACAAGUGUUCCAGAAAAGUUGAUUCUUGCGCCCUCCGACGGCUGGUUUCUGUCUUUUACUCGACGGCAUUGUGCCCGAACUUUAUGGAAGUUCUACGUGGCAGCGCUCCUCUUGCUUCUCUGUCCGUCGUCGUAUCCGUACUGUGCGUUUUCUUCCGUGUGCUGUGAAGUCAAUAUCUCAUGUUCGUGUGUAGAAAGUUUGCACUUUAUAGUAAAAAGAAAACGUUUGAAACAA